AUGGCUACCAUUCUGGAAGAAUAUAUCGCAAAGCACCCGGGGUCGGCACAGCGGUAUGCUGAAGCCACCCAGAUAUUUCCUGGUGGCGUUACCCACGAUAACCGGUACGCCCAACCUUUCCCACUAUAUAUCACCCACGGAACGGGCCCUUGCAAAUGGGAUGUGGACGGACACGAGUACAUCGAUUACGUCUCCGGCCACGGCGCCCUGAUAUUGGGUCAUUCGCACCCAGCCAUUGCCGCCGCCGUCUCGGAGCAGAUUUACCGGGGUACUCACCUGGGUGCAUGCACUGACGAAGAACUGCGCUGGGCGAAAGCCAUUAUGGCUCUUAUGCCGUCGGUAGAGCGUGUGCGCUUCCAUAGCUCCGGCACUGAGGCAACGUUGAUGGCCAUGCGGUUGGCCAGGGCCUACACCGGCAAGAACAAAAUCAUAAAGCUGCAGGACCAUUUUCACGGCUGGCACGACUAUGCCAUGGCUGGGUCUGACCGCCCCGCCCCGGGUAUACCCCAAGAGAGUUGGGGCAGCAUGGUUAUAGUCCCUUCGGGCGAUUUGGGGGCAGUAGAAGAUGCUCUCAACCGAGACUCGGACAUUGCAGCUAUAAUCCUGGAACCGACUGGCGCACACUAUGGGCAAUUGCCCUUUGAUACACCCAAUUACCUUAAAGGCCUGCGGGACCUGACCCACCAGAACGGAGUAGUGCUUAUCUUUGAUGAAGUCGUUACGGGAUUCCGUGCUUCCCCCGGCGGUGCCCAGGUGCUCUACGACGUCGAGCCUGAUUUAACCACUAUGGCGAAAAUCGUAGCCGGAGCCUUACCCGGUGGUGCGGUCGGCGGCAAGGCUGAGAUCGUCGACAUGAUCGCCCAUAGAGGCGACCCUGAGUGGGACAAUCGCGAACGCGUCUAUCAUCCCGGAACCUUCAAUGGCAAUCCCCUCUCUGCCGUAGCUGGGUCCGUAUGCCUUGAAAUGAUAGCGAGUCAGCCAAUCAACCAACGGGCCGACGCCAUGGCCAACCGCCUCAAACUCGGGCUCAACGAGGUGUUGGGCAAGAUGGAAGUUGCGGGACAUGCCCAUGGUGUAGCCUCCAUGAUCCACCUGGUGUUGGCGGACUGCGACUGUGACCGCGGCAUUUGUACUAUGCCACACAAUGAAAUUAAGGCUGCUAUCGGGUCGCCGGCGGUCACUGCUCUGAAGCGCAGUAUGCAAAACAAUGGAAUCGAUAUCAUGGGGCGAGACUCGUUCCUGGUGUCUUCUACGCACACGGAGAUCGAAAUAGACAAGACACUGUCCGCAGUUGAAAUGUCAUUGGCCGAAGUAAGGGCCGAGGGACUGCUUUAG
This is a messenger RNA of Geodia barretti, 1335 nucleotides long. NCBI's taxonomy places the organism in Eukaryota, Metazoa, Porifera, Demospongiae, Tetractinellida, Geodiidae. The record is from the annotation of a GenBank genome assembly.